AUGGUGGAAUUUGAAGAAAUUAUGGAGCCUUUGAGCCCGAUAAACAGCGAAGAGAUUAUUGAGGAUGAAGAAAUCAACUACGAUGAUCUGAAACGUCGUAUGUGGGAGGAUCGCAUGCGAAUGCAAAUACUCAAGAGGGACAUGAUCAUCAACUCUACUAGCGAAGAAUUAUCACUUGAUCAGGAGUCAGAGGAGGAGUCAGAGGCUAAGCAAGAACAAUCUCGCCGUAAGAAGAUGUCUAGAGCUCAAGACUCCAUCCUCAAGUACAUGGUCAAAAUUAUGGAGAUUUGUAAAGGUCAAGGCUUCGUCUAUGGGAUAGUACCCGAAAAGGGGAAGCCCGUGACGGGGUCAUCGGAUAGUUUAAGAGAGUGGUGGAAGGACAAAGUGAGGUUUGAGAAGAAUGCCCCAAAUGCUAUCUUGCCUAAACUAGUUCAAGAAAAUCAUGUUAAUUCAUGCAUGGAUCUUCUAAAUGACUUGCAAGAUACUACUUUGGGUUCACUCCUUUCAUCUCUUAUGCAACAUUGUAUUCCUCCACAAAGGAGGUUCCCUUUGGAUAAAGGCUUAGCUCCACCAUGGUGGCCUACAGGGAAGGAACUAUGGUGGGGUGAUCAAGGGUUUUCACAACAACAAGGACCACCACCAUAUAAGAAGCCUCAUGACUUGAAAAAAGCAUGGAAGGUUAGUGUUUUGGCUGGAAUUAUCAAACAUAUGUCGGUUAAUUUCGACAAAAUGAGGAUGUUGGUGAAGCAAUCAAAGAGCUUGCAAAACAAGAUGACGGCUAAAGAAACAGCUACUUGGUCUAAAGUGGUUAAUCAAGAAGAAGUCCUUGUCGAGAUGACCCAAAAAUCUCUCAGGAUCAUUUCGAUAUCAAAAGAGGAAGAAGAUGAUGAAUAUCUUGCUUUGAGGAGAAAAGAGAAAAGGAAGGGUACUGUGUUUGAGAGCGACAUAGACAUUGAUGAUAUGUUAUAUCAAAACUUAAAUUGCGUGCAAAGUGAGUUAGGAGUUGGAUUUUAUCGCACUAUGAAUGAACAACAAAGUGUCAGGGGAGAGGACGAGUCACUUAAUAUGUUCAUGAGCAAUUUUACUAGCUUGAUUGGAAGACAACCUAGACCACACGAAGAAAUAAUGGUUGGUGAUGAUCAUCAUGGCGAACAUGAUUGGGUGAACAUGGAGAUAAAAAGAACCUUCGAGAACUACCAUAUUGCACAAAAUGCUAAUGGAGGAUCAGUUGAGGAGAAUUUCCAAGGCUUUUGGGGAGACAAUAAUAAUGUCCUUCAUUAUGGAAACAUCAUGAACUUGAAUGAUACACCAAAAGAAAAUGAACAGCAUCAAUCUCCCCUCUCUGUUUGGGAUUUGGCAUAUGAGGAUACAUCGGAAUAAAUCUAGCUUUAGCUAAAAUAAAUAAUUCGCGUGUGUGUGUGUUUUCCCUAGAUUACUCGCAUUUCAUGUUUUAGACACGGUUUAUCAUAUAAAUAAACUACGUACUAUAGCGUCAUUAUCUUUUCUUAUUUGCUCUUUUUUUUUUCAAUUUCCCCCUUUGAUGUUAUCAUGCUUUACAAC
Molecule: messenger RNA, 1560 nt
Organism: Solanum tuberosum (potato)
Lineage: Eukaryota; Viridiplantae; Streptophyta; Magnoliopsida; Solanales; Solanaceae
Product: putative ETHYLENE INSENSITIVE 3-like 4 protein
Exons: 1
Coding region: 1-1380 (459 amino acids)
Cellular component (GO): nucleus
Molecular function (GO): DNA binding; DNA-binding transcription factor activity
Source: RefSeq, a predicted model, not a curated record